GCUCAGUGCCUCCCGACCAUACAACUCCCAGCAGCUGGUUCUGGGGAGGUGGUAGGGGGCGAGGGUGGAUGUGCCCAGUUAGCUUUCCGUGGGUGGCCAACCUGGGGCUCCCGUUGCCCUGUGCGCCCCGGAGUGGAGCUCCCCAUAUUGGUCGUAGGGUCUGAGGAUCCGCACUGGGGGCGCCGCUGGCACAGAGCUCCAGCUUGCCCUCUCCGGCGGGGCCCCUUGGGCGCUCGGGAGAAGGGGUCUGUAUGCGUUGCAUACUGCAGUCUACCCCCCAGUCCCUUCCCCCACGCCUGUGGGCUGACUCAGUCUCUCGGUCUUUUCUGUGCUCUGGUAGAGCCCUGCUGCAGAGCCUCCGGCUGGGAUAGCCGCCCCCUGUGGGGGCGAUGCGGACAGCGUGGGACAGUCAGGGGAGCGCGCGGGGGCCGCAGCAUGCGGGAGUCCGCUAAACCUGGUGGCUGCUGAGGCGGCCGAGAUGCUCGUGCGCAAAGCGCGCCUCACCGCAUCCUCGACCUUCGGCUACAGGGACCUUCAGUGGCGACUAUGGGCAGACUGGGCUAUUGGACCCUGCUGGUGUUGCCGGCCCUUCUGGUCUGGGGCGGCCCCGCGCAAGGUGCAGCGGCAGAGAAGGGGCCCCCAGCGCUGAACAUCGCGGUGUUGCUGGGUCACAGCCACGACGUGACGGAGCGUGAGCUGCGGACCCUGUGGGGCCCCGAGCAGGCGGCGGGGCUGCCCCUGGACGUGAAUGUGGUGGCGCUGUUGAUGAACCGCACGGACCCCAAGAGCCUCAUCACACACGUGUGCGACCUCAUGUCAGGGGCUCGCAUCCACGGCCUGGUGUUCGGGGACGACACCGACCAGGAGGCCGUGGCCCAGAUGCUGGAUUUUAUCUCCUCCCAGACUUUCGUUCCCAUCCUGGGCAUCCACGGGGGCGCCUCCAUGAUCAUGGCUGACAAGGAUCCAACAUCGACCUUCUUCCAGUUCGGAGCAUCCAUCCAGCAGCAAGCCACAGUCAUGCUGAAGAUUAUGCAGGAUUAUGACUGGCAUGUCUUCUCUUUGGUGACCACCAUCUUCCCUGGCUACAGGGAGUUCAUUAGCUUCGUCAAGACCACAGUGGACAACAGCUUUGUGGGCUGGGACAUGCAGAACGUCAUCACGCUGGACACUUCCUUUGAGGAUGCGAAGACGCAGGUCCAACUGAAGAAGAUCCACUCUUCCGUCAUCUUGCUGUACUGUUCCAAAGAUGAGGCGGUUCUCAUCCUGAGUGAGGCCCGCUCCCUGGGUCUCACCGGGUAUGACUUCUUCUGGAUUGUCCCCAGUUUGGUCUCUGGAAACACAGAACUCAUUCCCAAAGAGUUUCCAUCAGGACUCAUCUCUGUCUCCUAUGAUGACUGGGACUACAGCCUGCAGGCCAGAGUGCGGGACGGCCUCGGCAUCCUCACCACGGCUGCAUCGUCCAUGUUGGAGAGGUACUCCUACAUCCCCGAGGCCAAGGCCAGCUGCUACGGGCAGAACGAGAAGCCGGAGAUCCCGCUGCACACUUUGCACCAAUUUAUGGUCAAUGUGACGUGGGAUGGCAAAGACUUGUCCUUCACUGAGGAAGGCUACCAGGUCCACCCGAGGCUGGUGGUGAUUGUGCUGAAUAAGGACCGGGAAUGGGAAAAGGUGGGCAAGUGGGAGAACCAGUCUCUGAACCUGAGGCAUGCUGUGUGGCCGAGGUACAGGUCUUUCUCAGACUGCGAGCCAGAUGACAACCACCUGAGCAUUGUCACCCUGGAGGAGGCGCCCUUUGUCAUCGUGGAAGACAUUGACCCACUGACCGAGACGUGUGUACGGAACACGGUGCCAUGCCGGAAGUUCGUCAAAAUUAACAAUUCAACCAAUGAGGGGAUGAAUGUUAAAAAAUGCUGCAAGGGAUUUUGUAUCGACAUCCUGAAGAAACUCUCCAGGACAGUGAAGUUCACCUAUGACCUCUACCUGGUGACCAAUGGGAAGCACGGCAAAAAAGUUAACAAUGUGUGGAAUGGAAUGAUUGGAGAAGUGGUCUAUCACCGGGCAGUCAUGGCGGUUGGUUCACUCACCAUCAAUGAGGAACGGUCUGAAGUGGUGGACUUCUCUGUACCUUUCGUGGAGACGGGCAUCAGCGUCAUGGUUUCAAGAAGCAAUGGCACCGUCUCACCUUCUGCUUUUCUAGAGCCAUUCAGCGCCUCCGUCUGGGUGAUGAUGUUUGUCAUGCUGCUCAUUGUCUCUGCCAUUGCCGUGUUUGUCUUCGAAUACUUCAGCCCUGUUGGAUACAACAGAAACCUCGCCAAAGGGAAAGCACCCCAUGGGCCUUCUUUUACAAUCGGAAAAGCUAUCUGGCUCCUUUGGGGGCUGGUGUUUAACAACUCCGUGCCUGUCCAAAACCCUAAAGGAACCACCAGCAAAAUCAUGGUGUCUGUCUGGGCCUUCUUUGCUGUUAUUUUCCUGGCCAGUUACACGGCCAACCUGGCUGCUUUCAUGAUCCAGGAGGAAUUUGUGGACCAAGUGACUGGCCUCAGUGACAAGAAGUUUCAGAGACCGCAUGACUAUUCCCCACCUUUUCGAUUUGGCACGGUGCCUAAUGGGAGUACGGAGAGAAACAUUCGGAAUAACUAUCCCUACAUGCAUCAGUACAUGACCAAAUUCAAUCAGAAAGGUGUAGAGGAUGCCUUGGUCAGCUUAAAAUCAGGGAAGCUGGACGCUUUCAUCUACGAUGCGGCCGUCUUGAAUUACAAGGCUGGGAGGGAUGAAGGCUGCAAGCUGGUGACCAUCGGGAGUGGGUACAUCUUUGCCACCACUGGUUAUGGAAUUGCCCUCCAGAAGGGCUCCCCUUGGAAGAGGCAGAUUGACCUGGCCCUGCUGCAGUUUGUGGGUGAUGGUGAGAUGGAGGAGCUGGAGACGCUCUGGCUGACGGGGAUCUGCCACAACGAGAAGAACGAGGUGAUGAGCAGCCAGCUGGACAUCGACAACAUGGCGGGCGUCUUCUACAUGCUGGCGGCCGCCAUGGCGCUCAGUCUCAUCACCUUCAUCUGGGAGCAUCUCUUCUACCGAAAGCUACGUUUCUGCUUCACCGGCGUGUGUUCCGACCGGCCGGGGUUGCUCUUCUCCAUAAGCAGGGGCAUUUACAGCUGCAUUCACGGGGUGCACAUUGAAGAAAAGAAGAAGUCGCCGGAUUUCAACCUGACCGGCUCCCAGAGCAACAUGUUAAAACUCCUCCGAUCAGCCAAAAACAUUUCUAACAUGCCCAACCUGAACUCCUCAAGAAUGGAUUCACCCAAGAGAGCCACUGACUUCAUCCAAAGAGGAUCCCUCAUCAUGGACAUGGUUUCGGAUAAGGGCAAUUUGAUCUAUUCAGACAACAGGUCCUUCCAGGGGAAAGACAGCAUUUUUGGAGACAAUAUGAAUGAACUCCAAACAUUUGUGGCCAGCAGGCAUAAGGAUAACCUUAACAACUAUGUGUUUCAGGGCCAGCAUCCUUUAACCCUCAACGAGUCCAACCCCAACACGGUGGAGGUGGCCGUGAGCACGGAAUCCAAAGGGAACUCAAGACCCCGGCAGCUUUGGAAGAAAUCCAUGGAGUCUCUACGCCAAGACUCCCUCACCCAGAACCCUGCCUCCCAGAGGGAGGAGGGCACAGUAGAGAAUAGGACCCACUCCCUAAAGAGCCCCCGCUACAUUCCAGAAGAGGUGGCCCAUUCAGACAUUUCAGAAACUUCGAGUCGGGCCACAUACCACAGGGAACCUGACAACAAUAAAAACCACAAGACCAAGGACAACUGCAAAAGGUCAACGGCUUCCAAACACUCCAAGGGCUGCAGUGAGGCAGACCGUAGCUACGUGAAAACCAAAGCCAGCUCCCCCAGGGACAAGAUCUACACCAUUGAUGCAGAGAAGGAGCCCAGUUUCCACUUAGACCCUCCCCAGUUCAUUGAAAAUGUGGCCCUCUCCAAAAACAUGGACUUCCCAGACCCCUAUCAAGACCACAAUGAGAACUUCCGCAAGGGGAAUGCCACACUGCCCAUGAACAGGAAUCCCCACCACAACGAGGAUGGGGCUCCCAACAAUGACCAGUACAAACUCUACUCCAAGCAUUUCACCUUGAAAGACAAGAGCUCCCCUUGCAGCGAGGGGAGCGACCGGUACCGGCAGAGCUCCACACACUGCCGGAGCUGUCUCUCCAACAUGCCCACCUACUCCGGUCACUUCACCACGAGGUCGCCAUUCAAGUGUGACGCCUGCCUGCGGAUGGGGAACCUGUAUGACAUCGAUGAAGACCAGAUGCUCCCGGAGACAGGUAACCCAGCCACCCAGGACGAGGUCUACCAGCAGGACUGGGCACAGAACAAUGCCCUGCAGUUCCAAAAGAGCAAGCUAAGGAUUAGCCGCCAGCAGUCCUACGAUAACAUCCUGGAUAAACCCAGGGAGCUAGAUCUCAGCAGGCCCUCCCGGAGCAUAAGCCUCAAGGACCGGGAACAGUUCCUGGAAGGAAACUUGUACGGGAGCCUGUUUAGUGUCCCAUCCAGCAAACUCUUGGGUAACAAAAGUUCCCUUUUCCCCCAGGCCCUGGAGGACAGCAAGAGGAGCAAGUCUCUCUUGCCAGACCACUCCUCCGACAAUCCUUUCCUCCACACCCACGGGGAUGGCCAGCGCCUAGUCAUUGGCAGAUGUCCCUCCGACCCUUACAAACACUCGCUGCCCUCCCAGGCAGCAAACGACAGCUACCUUCGUUCGUCCUUGAGGUCAACGGCUUCCUACUGUUCUAGGGAUAGCCGCGGCCACAGUGACGUGUAUAUUCCAGAGCAUGUUUUGCCUUAUGCUGCAAACAAGAAUAAUAUGUACUCUACCCCCAGGGUUUUAAAUUCCUGCAGCAAUAGACGCGUGUACAAGAAAAUGCCUAGUAUCGAAUCUGAUGUUUAAAAAAUCUUCCAUUGAUGUUUUAUCUAUAGGGAAACAUACACAGUUGCCAACAUUCUGGAGGGCAAAAAGUUGGAUGUCCAAUAGUGCCCUGAGAAGAAGAAGAGGAUUAUGGGAGGGUUUUUUGUUUUUCGUGGUUUUUUUAAAUUCUUCUUCUUUCUGUUGGCUUUUUGCAUAUGGCUCCAUGCCAUAGUCUUCCACUCAAAGAAUCUUGUGAGUGUAUGCUGAGCAUGUCAGAGACAAGAUAGGCAAGUCCUCAACCAAAAAUAA
Messenger RNA from Chrysochloris asiatica (Cape golden mole), 5208 nucleotides. It is a transcript of the gene GRIN2A, whose product is annotated as glutamate receptor, ionotropic, N-methyl D-aspartate 2A. Gene Ontology annotation, molecular function: NMDA glutamate receptor activity; transmitter-gated monoatomic ion channel activity involved in regulation of postsynaptic membrane potential. The record is from RefSeq and is a predicted model, not a curated record. Gene Ontology annotation, biological process: long-term synaptic potentiation; monoatomic ion transport; synaptic transmission, glutamatergic. The transcript has 13 exons. Gene Ontology annotation, cellular component: plasma membrane; postsynaptic density membrane; NMDA selective glutamate receptor complex. Lineage: Eukaryota; Metazoa; Chordata; Mammalia; Afrosoricida; Chrysochloridae. The coding region runs from base 547 to 4941 and encodes 1464 amino acids.